AUGUCAAAGGUGAGUCAAUUUGUUUUGUAUUGUCGUUCAAUUUGAAGAGGGUGAUUGCACUAUCGCUGGGUUUGAAAGAUAACGAGAAAUCGUACAAUUCCUUUAUUAUUUUGGUGUAGUGCUGCAGUAGAUUAACUUAAAAUGUUACUGCAUAAUUUAAUUUACCGUACCGUGUUUUGAUUGAAAGUUGUCAAUCAAAACAAAGUUGCCAGCAAUCUUCAAGUUCUCUUUAUUUUUAUAAUUGAAAAUUCGAAUUGAAGUUUUUAAAAAGGUCUACUGUCUCAUUUUUAUUGAUUUUACAAACUUUGAUGGAUCUGUCAGAUUUGAAUAUAAUCUGACAGUUGAGAAAACAGUCUCUCUAGAGACAUGGGAAAAGCAGGAUACAGUGCUGAGGAAAUCUUGGAAAAAGUCCCGCUUUUGAGAAAAACCCUAACUCCAACAUGGCCCCAACAUUUGGCUGGUAUUUCAGCGGGGCUGAUGACAAUGUCGAUGGGCUUCGUGGCGGGUUGGUCGGCGUUCGCGACACCCUACCUGCGUGGCAAGGUUGCGCAAUUGCCGUUCGCACCGGUCGACACUGCGCAGGUCUCGUGGAUUGCGUCGAUCGUGACCUUGGGCGCCCUGCUCGGCUGCCUGCCGUCCGGCUAUGUGGCCGGUCGCCUAGGGCGCAAGGUCUACCUGCUCUCGCUCACCGUCCCCCUCGUCGCUGGAUGGAUGCUCAUCAUGCUCUCUGAGGGCCGGGUGUCCUGGAUCUACCUGGGUAGAUUCAUGUGCGGCCUGGCGUUUGGCGGUGUAACGGUGACCGUGCCUCUCUACAACAACGAGAUCGUGGAAGACCGGUUGCGCGGCAAGAUCGGAUCCUACUUCGACCUGAUGCUGUCCCUGGGUCUGUUCCUGGUCUAUGUGAUCGGUGCCAACACCUCCUACUACCUGUUCUCUGUGAUAUGUUGUACAUUCCCGCUCGCCUUCGUCUGUCUCUUCGUCUGGAUGCCUGAGUCGCCCUACUUUCUAAUCAGCAAGGGUCGCAUUGACGAGGCUAAGGAAGCUAUCAGAUGGCUCAGACGAGGUAUAACAGAGGAAGCUCUAGAAGUAGAAAUAAAUUUGAUAAAUUGUAUUUUGCAACAAUCUUCGUCAUCACACACAAAUAGCGUCAAAUCUCUUGAUUAUGCUAAGCAGUCUUUAAAUAAAUUGAAAAAUUGGAAUAUAACAUCGAAAGCAAUAGUGAUGGCGAUUGGUAUGAUGACUUUCCAGAGGAUGAGUGGUGUGAGUGCAAUCAUGUACUACACUGUGGACAUAUUCCAUGAUGCCAACACGUCAAUUUCGCCAGAAAAUGCCACCAUAUUGGUGGGCCUGCUGGGUGUGAUUGGAUGUCUGAUAUCUGCAUUACUGGUUGAUAGGAUUGGAAGACGAGUGUUACUGAUCUAUUCCGGUUUCAUCAUGGCUUUGGGAUAUACGUUCAUGGCAGCUUACUUCAUGGCCGUUCAUUAUGGUUACCAGAUGGACUACCAGAUGCGGUGCAUUCCGCUGUUGGCCGUCUGCCUGGUGGUGCUGUUCUUCACGAUCGGCCUGGGCCCGGUGCCCUGGUUCAUGAUCCCCGAGCUGCUCCCCGAGGACGUCAAGGGUAUGGCUCUGUCGGCCACCGUCGCCUACAAGUGGGUCAUCACCUUCCUCGUCAUCAAGAUGUUCCCGGUGAUGGUGGUCGAGGUCGGCUAUGCCAUCACUUACGCCCUAAUGGCCGCCGUUUGUGCAUCAGGCCUCCUCUUCUUUGAGCACUGCAUCCCCGAGACCAAGAACAUGAGUCCGUUCGAGAUACACGACGAGAUCGCCUACUACCUCAAUUUCGGACGCCACAACGUUCGGUCCAAGUACACCGAGAUACUCAACAGUCCCGAGAGUGAGGCCAAGUACACUCGUAAUGUCACCACUGUGUAUGGUUGACGCUAAACUGAACAAUUCCCCACUUUUUUAUACUACAUGUCAGUAGUAUUGUAAACAGUACUGUUUGUAUUGUAAACAGUAUUAAACAGUACUGUGUAGUGUUUAUCUGUAUAUCGAUGAUAAAAAACUGAAAAUAACUGGAUAAUCGGAUAAGUUUUUUAACAUGGCAGAACUGUUGAUUGAAAACUGAUAUUGUCUAAACAAUCUAGAGAAUUCAAUAAUUAUUUUGUACAACAUGGUAGAACUGUAAAUUGUAAGCUGGUAAUAACUGAACAAUUCUAUCAUUUUUGUACAAAUUUUUGUACCUUAUAAUAAGUGAAGAAUUGGAUUUUUUUGUAAAGCAUAGCAUAACAGAAAUUGAUCUGAGUAUUUAAUGGAAAAACUGCUAUUAAUGGAAGAACUCACCGGUUUAUUCUUUUGUACAACUUUUUGUACAAAAUCAUAUUUUUAUGGGAAAAUAGCAACAUAUAACUAUUUGAAAACAUUAAAACCUUAUCGUUGUAUAAUUGAAAUAAUAAUCAGGACACUCUCAAAUCCAAGCCAUCUCUCCACAAAAAGUGAUUUAAAUUGUAUUUCAUCAAUUAACAGAGUUACAAAUCAUGAUUUACAAUUUUGUCCAAUGAAAAAUCCUUCCAGAUAUAAUUUAUAAUUCCAACAUUAUAAUUAAAUAAUUAAUAAUUACGAUAUAAGUUUACAUUCUCAACAAGCACACACAUCACAUUAGAGUAGUAUCAGUAGUACAAGUGAAAUAGUUCUCAUCCAAGACUGUACAAAGUAGUAUCUACAAUUUUUAAGAUGGUGCUGUAUAUUUGUAUAUUUUUAUUAUUUCGAAAGAGAAAAAGAAAAUAUAGCCUUCGUUUCCAUUUUAGGGCAUAACUUGUUUCCGUUGGAACAGUAGUUAUUCAUGAGGAUGAUUUUCUUAUAAUCGUAUUUGAUUGUACCCCACAGUAAAUGUAAUAACAGUUUUGUUCGAAAUAGCUUGCUUGAUAUAACUUGGUCCAAAAUAAAGCAUCACCUAUAUAUUUCAUAUUAUUAGCUAGAUAUGGAUAGAUUUGAUUGAAACAUUCUCUAUGAUGAUUACUUCAGUAUAAUUCAAGGAAUUACAUUGUAUGCAAAUUUCAUUAAAUUUCCGGUGUUUUUCAUCAAUUUGGUAUUUUUGCUUCUUUUCUGUGAAUAAUUUCAAAGUAAAAACUGAGAUUAAAUUUUCUCAGAUUGAUUAUUGUAGAUGUUUAAAAAGUAUUUAUAUUUUUAAGGGUCGCAGUAUAUUAAUCUAUAUUCUUAGAACUUCGGAAUUGGUUGCAGUAGCCUAUAAUCGGCAUUUUUGGCCUAUAUAGAUUUUUGGGAUUAGUGCAAUUUUUUUACUGGUUUAUUGCAUUGUAUAUGCCAUUUUAUAAAAGUGAGGAAAAUCAUAAUACUUUUUAAGAAUAUUUUAAUGUAUGAAAUAUCUGAGUAUUUUGUAUUUUGAAUAAUAUUUGUUAGCUUUGAUCACGGCCUCCAUAAUUGUAAAAUAUUUCUUAAUCUUAGAAACAACAACUCUAAAUUGUAGCGAUUUUUCGUGGCUUUGCCAUAUUAAAUAAAUUGUGUGAUAUUGAAUCUGUAUUCACGUUUUUCAUGACUAUAAAAAUAAAUUUUAGGAUAUAAAUAUUAUGAACUAACAACAAAUAUUUUAUACUCGUUUUAAUUGUGUUUCAUAGUAAACUAUGAUCGUUUAUUUUAAAAAUUGUUUAUUAUUUUGUAUAACAAACCAUGUGAUGGCAUUGAAUAAACUUUAUCAAUUUUA
Molecule: messenger RNA, 3715 nt
Organism: Nilaparvata lugens (brown planthopper)
Lineage: Eukaryota; Metazoa; Arthropoda; Insecta; Hemiptera; Delphacidae
Product: facilitated trehalose transporter Tret1
Exons: 8
Coding region: 367-1935 (522 amino acids)
Biological process (GO): transmembrane transport
Cellular component (GO): membrane
Molecular function (GO): transmembrane transporter activity
Source: RefSeq, a predicted model, not a curated record